Messenger RNA from Durusdinium trenchii, 4377 nucleotides. Lineage: Eukaryota; Dinophyceae; Suessiales; Symbiodiniaceae. The record is from the annotation of a GenBank genome assembly.
AUGUCGGCUUGUCCUUCUCCUCGCAUCUUCCUGUUUUGCGGUGAAGGGGCUCACAGCGCGGAGACGGACAUUGCUUGCCUGAAAUUGUCCAGAUCGUGGCCUGCUGUAGAGGAUGCUCUUCAGCAAUUGGGAUUGUCCAAUGCGGAAGCUUUCUUGCAGCAAAACCUUGGAAAGCACUGUGCGCCCACAUCUCCUGUGGUAUCCGUGGUGCUUAACAUGCUCAACGCAGACCUGUGGCAGCAGUGGGGAGAAGUGCCUUCGGUGGUCGUGGGUCACUCCGUGGGUGAAGUCGCUGCUGCCUAUGCCGCUGGCAUCUUCACAGCAGGGCAGGCCAUCAGCUGCGCUUAUCAUCUUGGUUUGGCCAUGUUGGAGAUGAAGGGAACGAUGCUCCACACGGAAAUGCAACGAAAAUGUUUGCCAACUGAGGAUGGGUUCCAGUUGGCAGCGGUGAACUAUGUGAUCAAGAGAGGAGCCACUGAGGAGGAGGAUUUGCUCAGCGUGACCCUUUGUAGCCUUGGUUCUGCUGAGGAGUACUUAGCCAAGGAUUCGAAAGCCACACUUCUGAAACCGGAGCAUGCUUGGCAUCACCGGGCAUGCAAGCUGCCAGACUCCCUGACGCUUCCUCACGGCCAACGUUCUUCCAGGAUCUUCAUCUCUGCAGUCACAGGGACUCAACUGGAGGAACUACCGGAAGAUCACUGGCAGCGCUGGUGCAACUCCCCUGUGAAUUUUGAAAAAGCUCUGGAGAAAGCAAAGGGGAUGCUUCAAGGAGCAUCUCCGGUAGUGCUGGAGAUGGGGCCGCAUCCAGUCCUUUACCAAGCUGCCAAGGCGAGCUUCGAGGACCUGGCGUGGACCUACGCGUGUUCCAUGCGUCGUGGCGAGAAAACGGGCCACGUGUUGCGCCGCUCCCGGGCCAUGCUGCGCUCCAACGAGACGUUGCGCUCCCAGCUGCAGGAGAUGGUGAGUCAGCAGCAGCUUCAGCUACAUGCCGACUUUGAGAUCAGCUUUGAAGAUCAAGGCAUCGGGUCACAACAUUUGGUCUCAUUGGCUCAGCAACUGGAGAAGUUCUUCCCCAUGUUGGCAGCUUACGAUUUCUACCGUUUCAACUCCUUGGAGAAACUCAUCCAACAUUGGGACACGGUUGACACCGAUGGUCACAUCGGAUGGUCUCACACAGCUACAGCGCUGGACAUUUUGGGUUGUGGGCUGCGCUUGCCUGCAGGAGUGGCUUCUCCAGGUGCCUUUUGGUCCUUGCUGGAAAAAGAUGACCAGAGCAGUGCUUUCAGAUCCAAGCUGCCAGGGAUCACUGCUGCCUUUCUGCACUUCGAUCAAGUGGCGGCUGCUGUGGAUGGUGUAGAAGGUGCAGAGGCAGCUGCCAUGGAUCCCCAGCACGCCUUUGCCCUCCAAUUGGCAGCUGAGAUGUUCCAAGACGUCGAAGCGACCCCCGCAGGGCCGGAGAUCUUGAAGCUUUUACGAGAAGCUCGGGAGCGGGUCGGCGUCUACAUCGGUGCCUGGCAAGAGGUGGCACCAUCGACGGGUGGGACCUCGGCCUAUCAGACGAUUGGUACUUCCUUGAGUGCUUUGGCCGCACGGGUGGCCAAUGCUUAUGACUUGCAGGGCCCAGCCAUGACGAUCAACACGGCAUGUUCCUCUGCAUUGGUCGCAGUGCAUGAAGCAUUGAAAGAUGCCAAGAUUGGACGGAUUGACUUUGCGAUUGUUGGUGGAGUCAACUUGUUCGGUGAAGAUCUACAGCUUUUCCACCAGCUGCGCCGAGCGAUGAUGUUAAGUCCUUCCGGCAGAUGCCACACCUUCUCGGCCGAGGCCGAUGGCUAUGUGCGUGGAGAAGGUGGAGUGCUCUUCCUUUUGGCUCGAGAGGACUUGCGCCUUCCUUCUUGUGGACGCAUUUUGGGCUCGGCAGUGACCCAGAACUCCAGGCGUCGGCCUUUGUCGUCCGUGGAUCCUUUCGCCCAAGAGCAUGCCAUUCGCUUGGCCUGCGCCGACGCCCGGCUCAGUCCCUCGGAGCUCUCCGCCGUGGAGCUGCACGGCACCGGAACGCCCUUGGGCGACCCCGUCGAAGUCUCGGCCUUGGCCAGGACACUUGGAGACUCCACGUGUUGGAUGACCGCAGCCAAGAUGCACGUGGGACACUUGGAGUCUGCUGCCGGUGCUGUUGGCUUGCUGAAAGCAAUGCUGAUGUGCCAACAUCGCAGGGUACCGGCCUUUAAGAUCGGCAGGCUGAACCCGCAGGUGAUGGCUGCCAUGGAGGGCUCCUGUCUCAAGCUGGGAGAGGAAGGUGUUCUCAUGGAGGAUGCCAAGGUGGGUAUUUCCAGUUUCGGCUUUGCUGGCAGCAAUGCACACGUGGUCAUCACAGCUCCGAGAGAAGGUGCGAACCGCCCACCGUACGAGGCACGCACAGAGGAGCGUCAGAGCGGUAGCGGCAGCGAAGCGGUACCGAAGCAGGUUGUGAUUUCACAUGAAGCAGGUUGUGAGGAUUUCUCAGCACCGAGUGGUGUUCCAGCUGAAGAUUUCACCAGACCUUUGCCCAACGCUGGAUCAUCGGAAACUACGACUAAGAACCAAGGCGACAUGCACGAUGAGCAUGUGGAGGAUGUGGCGAUGAUAAACCGCUUAAGGUUCGUCAGCAGCGCUGUCCUGUCCAUCGUGGGAGGCGAUGGAUCUGUGGAUGUAGAUGCAGAUUUACAUGAGUUGGGACUGGAUUCCUUGGGUUUGGCUGAAUUGCUUGGCUUGUUGGAGGACAAAUUUGGUCCUGGCUGCAUUGGAGUGGAGAAAAUCAUGGAUCAACCGACAUGUCGCGCCAUCGCCAGCAAGUUGGACUCUGUUCAGCUUGAAACUGUCCAUUUGCCCGAUCUGCCCGUGCCGCCUGUCGUGCCACCUGUGGCACCUGUGAGGGUACCUGUGGCACCUGUGGUACCUGUGGUGCAAGCGAAGAAGACCGGCAUUGAGCAGCGCGUGAUGUCCAGUGACGACCACGGUGACGACGGUGACGACGGUCAGUGGAUUCGGACGACCCAUGUGGGCUCACUUCCUCGGCCAGAUAAGUCUGGAAAUCCGAUUGAUUUGGUAAUUCUUCAACAAACAGAAAUCGACCUGGACGUCAUCAAUGAUGGCGAGUGGGGUCGGGAGAACUACAUCUCUGACGUGAUCAAUCGUGUGUCAGGUCUGAAUGGUGGUGACAUGGGGCCAGCUUCAGCAGCCUUAGCAGCUUCAGCAGCUUGCUGCAACAAACAUGCCAUGCCACUUGCAGCUGAUAUGCUGGAUGUGCCGCUGUACGCUCAACGCUUCUCAGGAGGUAAUGGGUUGAUCACCUUGAACCCCAAGCGAGAGGCUGUCAGUGGCUUGGCAUGUGUGGCCCAUCCCAAGUACAUCGCUCCAGAAAUCCCCAACUUGAAGGCCUUCGUGACUGCAGUGGCUGCAGCGGGCAAAUCGGUCUUGGAUUGCUUCCACUCAGUGCCCUCUCCCGGAACAAUGGCACUCUUUUGCCGGGACCUGGUUUUCAACGAUCACAAGGCGUAUGUUAUGGCACUGGCAGAUGCCCUUGCUGAGGAGUACCAGCUCAUUGCCCAGCAUGGCCUCCUGCUUCAGGUGGACUGUCCUGACCUGGCCAUGGGUCGUCAUACCAAGUGGUCUCAGUUGAGCCACGAGGACUUCAUGGACGUGGCCCGUUGUAACGUGGAGGCCUUGAAUCGAGCAUUGAGAAAUGUCCCAAUACAUCAAAUCCGUGUGCACGUGUGCUGGGGCAACUAUGCUGGACCACAUCAUCAGGAUAUGCCUGCAGAGCACUUGUGGCCGUUGCUUGGGGAGGUGAAGGCCAAGUACUUGUUACUGGAGGGUGCAAAUGGACGUCAUCGAGCAGAUGUGCAGUGUUUUGAGUCGGCGGUGAAAAAGGGCUACUUCAAGAGCCACCAGGUCAUCGUUCCCGGGCUGAUUGACACCACCACGGCACGGGUCGAAGAUCCACGUCUCAUCGCGGAGGAUUUGCUGCGCUACGUCCGUGCCGCCGGGCAUCCGAAGCAUGUGAUGGCCUCCACCGACUGCGGCUUCGCAUCCACGGCACGGUCCACGGCCAUCACUGCGGACUUAGCUUGGAUGAAGCUCCGCAGCUUGGUUGCCGGGGCUCAGCUUGCCACUCGCCGUUUCUUGGAACUGCGCUCGCCGGUGCUGUGCCGUUCCCUUACGCUGGAGAGCACACCCUUUCGGGCUGCGAUUUUCACUGCAGAGGAGCUCCUACUACGGCUACAGCAAAAACUUCCAACAUAUACAGUUCUCACAAACUGGGAGGUAGCCCGCGGUAAACAAGCCUUCAAAUACUAUGCAGAUAUGGAUUGCACUACCCGUGCCGCACAGUUUCUAGAGUAA